UCGCAAUUGUAUAAUACAAGAAGCUCGGUUCUGCGCAAAAGCGCGGCUGAGUGUAGCUCUCGUCCAUCUUGUUCUCUGUCUCCCCAGUUUGUAAAGAUAGAGUCCGAUCGGAAGAGGAAGAAGUCUUCUUCGAUCUCGAUCCCAUCGUCGGCAGAUCGAGUUGAUAAGAAGAAGAAGUCGAAGAUGUCGUCGGACAAAGUUAGGGCUUCGCACAUCCUGAUCAAGCAUCAAGGCUCCCGACGCAAGGCUUCCUGGAAAGAUCCAGAAGGUCGCGUUAUCAACAGCACAACAAGAGACGCCGCCGUGUCCCAACUCAAUGCUAUCCGCGACGACAUCAUCUCCGGCAAGGCCAAGUUCGCUGACAUCGCCGCUCGUUACUCCGACUGUAGCUCCGCUAAACGCGGCGGCGAUCUCGGUUCAUUUGGGAGGGGUCAAAUGCAAAAACCUUUCGAAGAAGCAACUUACUCUCUGAAGGUUGGAGAAAUAAGCGGAAUCGUGGAUACUGAUAGUGGAGUGCACAUCAUCAUGAGAACCGCAUGAUUUUGGUUAACCAUCUCAGAAUCUUGUGGGUGUUUUCUGAUCCACAGAGAUUCAAAUAUUCAAACUGCAUCUAUUUCUGUGUACCUCAAAACUUAUUCGACUGGAACCUUCUCUUAAUUGCUAUAAAGUUGUGCGGAUCUAUGAUUCGUUUAAGUUUUUUAUUUUGCUAA
This is a messenger RNA of Diospyros lotus (date-plum), 710 nucleotides long. RefSeq names its product peptidyl-prolyl cis-trans isomerase Pin1. Gene Ontology annotation, cellular component: nucleus; cytosol. The coding region runs from base 184 to 540 and encodes 118 amino acids. Gene Ontology annotation, molecular function: peptidyl-prolyl cis-trans isomerase activity. The record is from RefSeq and is a predicted model, not a curated record. Lineage: Eukaryota; Viridiplantae; Streptophyta; Magnoliopsida; Ericales; Ebenaceae. The transcript has 2 exons.